AUGAACCCCGAUGUCGAAAACGAAGAUAGCUUGUAUCCUAUUGCGGUCUUACUGGACGAGUUAAGGGCUGACGAUGUAAAUUUUCGUUUAAACGCCAUCAGACGUCUUUCAACCAUUGCUUUAGCACUAGGUGUUCAAAGAACUCGGGAUGAGCUUAUACCGUUCCUUGAUGAAUCUAUCGAUGAUGAGGACGAGGUACUUCUAGCAUUAGCAGAGGAACUUGGUAAUUUUGUAGAAUAUGUUGGUGGUAAAGAUCAGGCUCAUAAAAUACUUGGACCAUUGGAAAAUCUUGCUGCAGUUGAGGAAACUCUUGCCGUCGAGUCUUUGACUAAAGUUGCUGUAGUUCUCUCUCAACAACAGAUUGAAGAAUUUUAUAUACCACUAAUUAAACGUUUGGGUAGUGGUGAUUGGUUUACCAGUCGUACUAGCGCUUGUGGUUUGUAUGCAGCAGGUUACCAAGCUGCAACAUCAUCAUCACAGGAUGAAUUGCGAUCAAUGUUCAAACAAUUAUGUCAAGAUGAAACGCCAAUGGUUAGAAGGGCUGCUGCUGGUAAUUUGGGCAACUUUGCGAAAAAGAUUCCGAAAGAACAGGUUGUUGUGGAUAUUAUUCCAUUGUUUAGUAAGCUCGCACAAGAUGAACAAGAUUCGGUGCGUUUAUUGACCGUUGAGGAUUUGGUUGCGAUCGCCGAAGUACUUUCCAAAGAAGAAAGCAAAACUUAUCUUUUGCAAACCUUAAGGAGUAUGGUUUCAGAUAAAAGCUGGAGAGUUCGAUACAUGAUAGCCGAAAAUUUCAUAGCAAAAGCUGUUGGUGAAGAAGUAACACGUGAUGAUUUGGUAUUAGCAUUCGUUCAUUUACUUAAAGACAAUGAAGCAGAAGUAAGAACAGCUGCUUCCGGUCAAGUCCCAGGGUUUGCCCAAAAUAUCGAUAAACAAACGAUUUUAUCGCAUAUUUUACCAUGCGUUAAAGAUUUGGUUACAGACACAUCACAACACGUUCGAGCAAGUUUAGCUACUCAAAUUAGUGGGUUAGCCCCUAUUUUGGGUAAAGAAGCUACAACCGAGCACUUGUUACCAUUAUUUUUGCAACUUUUGAAAGAUGAAUUCCCGGACGUCAGACUAAAUAUUAUAUCAAAAUUAGAACAAGUAAAUGAAGUUAUCGGGAUUGAACUUUUAUCACAGAAUCUCCUUCCUGCCAUAGUUGAAUUGGCUGAGGAUAAGCAAUGGCGUGUUCGCCUUGCAAUUAUUGAUUAUAUUCCUUUACUUGCUAGUCAAUUAGGAAAAGAAUUUUUUGACGAAAAGUUAGGAAAUCUGUGCAUGUCUUGGUUAGGAGAUAAUGUCUAUUCCAUUCGUGAAGCUGCUACAGUGAAUUUGAAAAAAUUAACUGUAGUAUUUGGAGUUGAAUGGGCAAAGACUACAAUUAUACCAAAAGUGCUGGCGAUGGGAACCCAUCCAAAUUAUUUAUACAGAAUGACAACCAUUUUUGCUAUCACGACAAUGGCUCCUGCUGUUACUCCGGAAGUGAUUAGAGAUUACAUCCUUCCUACAGUGAAUAAUUUAGUGUCCGAUCCUAUUCCUAAUAUCCGAUUUAAUGUCGCUAAAUCUUAUGAAGUUUUAAUACCUGUACUUAAACAAAGUCCGGAAACCGUUAUACUCUUGGAUUCACAAGUAAAGCCUGCAUUGGAUAAAUUACGGGAAGAUUCGGAUGCAGAUGUCAAAUAUUUUGCCGAAAAGGCAUUACUUGCGGGUUAUCAAUGA
Funneliformis geosporum is the source of this 1755-nucleotide messenger RNA. The record is from the annotation of a GenBank genome assembly. NCBI's taxonomy places the organism in Eukaryota, Fungi, Glomeromycota, Glomeromycetes, Glomerales, Glomeraceae.